Messenger RNA from Pyrus x bretschneideri (Chinese white pear), 3345 nucleotides. Its product is annotated as leucine-rich repeat receptor-like serine/threonine-protein kinase SKM1. The record is from RefSeq and is a predicted model, not a curated record. Gene Ontology annotation, molecular function: ATP binding; protein binding; protein kinase activity. Gene Ontology annotation, biological process: protein phosphorylation. Lineage: Eukaryota; Viridiplantae; Streptophyta; Magnoliopsida; Rosales; Rosaceae.
UCUUCACCAAAUAGUUUCAUUUCCAACCCCUCUCCAAUCGAUCCUUUCUACUUCAAAACACAUAUUCUUCAUCAUCUACAGACAGAAACCCUAAUUAAUAAUAGGAUCUUAUAAAGCUAUUCUGGGUUCGUGUUUGAUUAUAAUUUCAUGAAAGCUAAUGUGUGCUGUUUUACGUGGAUAUUAAUUAAUUUGAGCUGAUGAUUAAGAUGGAAAAGGGACAACCUCAUCAAACACGUCUCUUAUGGUGCAUUCUCGUGUUCUUAUUCUUCUCAAAUGAUACUUGUGCAUUGGAUGGUAUUGAUGAGCUUCAGCUUCUCUUAUCCUUCAAAGCUUAUAUCAACGACCCUUUACACUACCUCUCAAACUGGAACACUUCAGCCAACACUUUAUGCAAUUGGCAUGGCAUCACAUGCAACGUCAACAACAACAUCAAAGCCAUCGAGCUUCCCGGAAGAAACAUCUCUGGCAAGAUAUCAUCCUCCGUCUUCCACUUGUCCCAAGUCGAAACUAUCGACCUCUCCAACAAUCAGCUAUCCGGCCAAGUCCCCAAAGACGUGUUUAUAAAAGGGUCUAAUUCGCUUCGCCAUCUCAACUUCAGCAGCAACAACUUAACCGGCACAGUUCCACAAGGCUCACUCACAACCCUAGAGGUACUAGACUUGUCCAACAACAUGAUUUCAGGCACAAUCCCAAAUGACAUCGGAUCGUUUUCGAGCUUGAAAUUUCUUGACCUUGGAGGAAAUGUGUUGGUGGGAAACAUCCCUAGUUCCAUAUCAAACCUGUCUAGCUUGGAGUACCUAACUUUGGCCUCAAACCAACUUGUUGGAAGAAUUCCUACACAAUUAGGCCAAAUGAAGAACUUGAAGUGGAUCUACUUGGGCUACAACAAUCUCUCCGGCAAAAUCCCUGGACAAAUUGGUAACCUUUUCGGCUUGAAUCAUCUCGAUCUUGUUUACAACAACCUCACCGGCGAAAUCCCAUACACAAUCAGCAACCUUUCUAAUCUUCGGUACCUUUUCCUUUAUGGAAACAAACUCACAGGUCCAGUUCCACAAUCCUUAUUCGGUCUCGAGAAACUCGUUUCUCUCGACCUUAGUGACAAUUUUCUUUCGGGAGAGAUACCGGAAAGUGUUUUCCAACUCCAAAACUUGGAAAUCCUCCACCUUUUUUCAAACAACUUCACAGGAAAAAUUCCCAACGCUUUGGCUUCUCUGCCAAGGCUUCAAGUCCUUCAGUUAUGGUCAAACAAGUUCUCGGGCCAAAUCCCGAAACGUCUCGGAAACCAAAACAACCUCACUGUCUUAGACCUUUCCUCAAACAACCUUUCUGGAAAAAUACCUGAUACGCUAUGCGACUCAGGCCGGCUUUUUAAGCUCAUCCUCUUCUCCAAUUCACUCGAAGGCGAAAUCCCCCGAAGUUUGUCCUUUUGCAGGAGCUUGAGCCGAGUAAGACUCCAGAACAACCGGCUUUCCGGUGAAAUAUUGGCCGAGUUCACCAAACUCCCACUUGUCUAUUUCCUGGAUAUAUCGGGCAACAAUCUCUCUGGCAGAAUCGAUGACAAAAAGUGGGAGAUGCCCUCUCUUCAAAUGCUGAAUAUGGCGAGAAAUCGAUUUUUCGGGAAGUUACCGGAAAAUUUUGGAAGCGAAAAGCUCGAGAACUUGGACUUGUCCGAAAAUUGGUUAUCGGGAACCAUCUCACUGAGUUUCUGGAACUUGUCGGAACUAAUGCAGUUGAAGCUUUCUCGCAAUGAACUCUCUGGUCCCAUCCCUCAACAAUUGUCUUCAUGCAAAAAACUCGUGAGCCUCGACCUCAGCCACAAUCGCCUCACCGGCACGAUUCCCACUAGCCUCUCUGAUAUGCCGGUUCUCGGGGACCUAGAUUUGUCCGAAAACCAAAUAUCGGGCGAGAUUCCACGGAAUUUGGGAGCUAUAGUAUCGCUUGUUCAAGUCAACAUUUCCCACAACAAACUCCACGGCAUGUUGCCGCCCACAGCAGCGUUUCUUGCCAUAAAUGCCAGCGCAGUGGACGGCAACAACCUCUGCGGCGGAAGUGACACCAUUAGUGGUCUACCUCCGUGCAAGGGCGUUAAGAGAAACCGUACUUGGUGGUUUAUUGUCACUUGUUUUCUUGUUGCAUUAUUGGCUUUUGGAGUCGCCGGUUAUUUAUUUGUGUUAAUGAGGAGGAGGAGAAAGGAUUUGGAGGUUAAAACGGUGGAGAGCAAAGAUGGGAUUUGGCAGCUGCAGUUUUUCGAAUCGAGGGUUUCUAGAUCGGUUACAAUCCAUGACAUUUUAUCGGCAGCCAAAGAAGGUAAUAUCAUUGCAAUGGAAAAGACUGGGAUUUUAUAUAAAGGAGAAUCAGUUUCCAACGGAAUGCAAUUCGUGGUAAAAGAGGAUUCUGUGAAAGCAAUUCCACCAAGUUUAUUGUCACAGAUUGUUGCACUUGGGAAGCUUAGGCACCCCAAUGUGAUCAAACUGAUCGGAAUAUGUCACUCCGAAAAUGGUGCGUAUGUGCUCUAUGAGUAUUAUGAAGGGAAAGUGUUGGGUCAAGUUUUGAGGGAUUUGAGUUGGGAUCAGCGCCGGAAAAUUGCUGUUGGAAUUGCGAAGGCUCUACGGUUCUUGCACUGUUGUUGCUCGCCAAGCGUUGUAGCUGGUUGUGUGUCGGCAGAGAAAGUGAUUGUGGACGCAAAAGAUGAGCCUCGAAUUCGAUUGAGUCUCUCCGAACAAGUUCGGACGGACUCCAAGGGAUUCGUUGUUUCAGCAUACAUUGCUCCGGAAGACAAAGAAAGCAAAGCCGGCAUUACAGAGAAGACUGACAUCUAUGGGUUUGGGCUCGUCUUGAUCGAAUUGCUGACCGGAAAAGGCCCCAGUGACACUGAAUUUGGCGCGCACCAGAGCGUCGUCGAGUGGGCUCGGUACUGCUACUCAGACUGCCAUCUUGAUGUCUGGACCGACUCGAUGAUCAGAGAACACGUGUCGAGCAAUCAGAACGAGAUUGUGGAAACCAUGAACCUAGCCCUUCACUGCACUGCUAGUGACCCCAUGGCUAGACCAUGCGCGAAUGAAAUAUAUAAAACCCUAGAAUCUGUAAUGAGGACAAGUAGUUCUUGUGUUCCUGGAUUAAAAGCUACUUCACCUUUUUGAUUUCUCCCUCAAGGAAUUUUUGUUCCUGUUUUCAGCUUCUUUUAGCUUUUUUAUUUUCACUUAAUUUUUUUUCUUGUGUUUCUUUUAACGUAAUGUACGUGUUAAUGAAUUAAUUACCACCUUUUGUUGUAUUUUGUAACAUAAGGUGUUAAUUAAUUGUUAGUAUUAUAGCUCAAAUGUUUUGUUUGAUGGUAUGUUUGACAUA